AUGGCGCGGAGGGACUCGCCAGGAAAGGAGAAUAGAGAGAACAAAGAGAUCAGCGUUGGGGAACUGCUACUCGCGUCGCUGGGAAAGGUGUCGCUGAGGAAGGAGGUGCCGACGAGUGAGACGAAGAGGGAGGUUGGCGGUGGCGGCAUUCUUCGUCCGAACCCUAACUCCCCCUCCAUUCGCACAACACAGCUGGGUCGAGCCUAG
Messenger RNA from Linum trigynum, 207 nucleotides. The record is from the annotation of a GenBank genome assembly. Lineage: Eukaryota; Viridiplantae; Streptophyta; Magnoliopsida; Malpighiales; Linaceae.